Molecule: messenger RNA, 1980 nt
Organism: Venustampulla echinocandica
Lineage: Eukaryota; Fungi; Ascomycota; Leotiomycetes; Helotiales; Pleuroascaceae
Exons: 2
Coding region: 1-1980 (659 amino acids)
Source: RefSeq, a predicted model, not a curated record
AUGGCUUCUUCAAACCCCAUACUCCACGUUGGAUUAGGGGGAAAGAUCCGGGUUGUCAGAUCUGAUUUUAUCACACAUUCUGCGGAUAUGAUUGUUAACCCCGCAGAUGCGGACAUGUCCGACGAUUGGAAUACCGUUACUAAACGACUGUACCGAGCUGCUGGGCCACCCCUUCUUUCGAGGAUUUCGGAUAAGUAUAAAGGAAAACCUUUGGAAAUGCCACCGCCUCAUCUUUCAGACAUCCACACAGUAAACUCUCCGUCCGGAAGCUUCUUUCGCGCGGUUCGUUACACCCCUAGCUUCCAGAUGAGCAAUUGUGACUGGAUAGUCCACACCCGUGCUCCUCUAUACAGGCGCCCUCGAAGUCUCAGCGAGCAACGUGUAUGUGGUUUGAAUAUUACGGAUAUUGAAACUCGAAAUGGGGUUAAAUAUAGCAGUAUCCUCCUAGCUCUAAAGGUGGCACAUAGGGUUGCAUUGAGAAAGAGGAACAGGGUAUUUACGGUUGCAAUCCCCCAACUCCAACAUGAUGGGGGAUACUUCACCCCCAGAGACGAUGCAAUACUUACUCUUAGUGCCAUUGUGGACUAUUUUAAUCACCCAGAAUGGGGUAUACGUCGACUUAACGCUAUCGCACGAGUGGACAUUACGAUUGAUCCCACUCCGAUGGGCCAGGUGUACUGCCAGGCUUACAACUUUGCUUGGUAUUCAAUGAGUAUGCAUAUACCAUGUCGAAAUGUCCAACGCUCCCCUGGGGCAACAAUUGGGCUUCUACAGAGGCCAUAUCCGGCAGAUCGUCCUCGUCUGCCUGCACUAGAUCCAUGUCAGAGUUAUCCUUCAGAUUCGGCAGUGCCCACUCUCAUCCGUAGCGACACCCAAUCGCUACAUGAGAUAUCCACCAAACCUCGAUUUAACGAAGCCUUAGAGUAUGAUUUUAAGGAAGACGGAAAGUCGGAUGACGAAUCUGAACCAGAGGAUGACAGUGUGGAAUACACAGAUGAACUAGCAACAGAGUAUGAAUCAGAAGGUCGGAGUGGUUUGGAGAUUGAGUGGGAGUGGGAGGCCGAGGAUGAGCAGGAGGAGGAUCUCCAAAACGGACAAGGAGAUCACCUCAUGGAUGAUUCUACCAGCGACGAUCAAUUGGAACCCCAACAUGGCCAACUCGAAAUGGUCCAUUCUGAUGCCGCCCUUGUCCAACACAAUCAAAGGGGUUCCAGUCAGUCAGACCCCAUAAACAAGCGUCCCGAGGCAGGCACCUCUCAAGGCGGCCCCCCCUAUUCCCAAGAUUCCUCGCCGGGAUCCUAUAUCUCUUCACAUGCAGGAGGAAUAUUAUAUACUACCGCAUCCCGAUUUGAGGCCCCCAUUGAAUCCUUGGAGAUGGAUUCGAGCAUAUCGCAUCUGUCGCCUUCUAAUUCUCCACCCGCCCUUCCAAAUACAUGGGAUAGCCGAAAGCCCGCUCGCUCUCCUGAAGUCGUGCGAUCGUUUACUACGGGAGCCUUGCUAGAGUCAGCUGUACCAGCAAUUGAGCGAGGACCACCAACUAUCUUUGUCCCGGAAAUGUCACCUACUACCCCACCCUUCAUCAAUGAAUCCUGUGUACCUCAACCGGAGUCAAGUUCACCGUCGCCAACAAUCUCUCAAGCACAACCGCCAUUAUUCUCACCCACACCAACACUAACAAUCUCCUCUGCUCUGACAGUACUAAUUGGUCAUGCAAUACCACCAAUCGAAGCUCGAUAUAACUCCGAAGUACUACCUACUGAAGGCCAGAGUGCACCAACUAGCGCAGUAGCAAGCUCAUGCCAUUCAGAGACACACUUGAUUGCGCCUGACAAGCUACCAGCCGAAACUACCAACCCCUCCGUCUCAGCAGAUUCGCUCUCUGUUGGUGUACGGGGCCUAGCCCGAGAAAUUGAAGCCUUGAAUACAGGGUUUGAUGGCCCAUACUGGUUAUUAAGAAAGCGCAAGCGUACUCAACCUUGA